Messenger RNA from Cuscuta europaea, 359 nucleotides. The record is from the annotation of a GenBank genome assembly. Lineage: Eukaryota; Viridiplantae; Streptophyta; Magnoliopsida; Solanales; Convolvulaceae.
AUUUGUUAUGAGACAUAUCGUGAGGCAUGUUUCGCAAUGGGAUUGUUAGAUGAUGACAAAGAGUAUGUUGACGGAAUUUCUGAGGGGAGUUUUUGGGCUUCAGCAUGGGUGCUCAGAAAGCAUUUUGUCAUAUUAUUGAUAGCGGAUACGAUGAGUAGACCAGAGUACGUUUGGGAAAAAUGUUGGACAUUCAUGUCAGAUGACAUUUUACACAGGCAGAGAACAGCUUUACUCCAUCCCGAUUUAACGUUAACAGAGGCGGAGAUUAAAAAUUAUGCACUAAUAGAAAUAGAGCUGAUGUUGAAGAGGAAUGGCAGGAGCUUAAAGAACUAUCCAUCAAUGCCAUUCCCUGACAUAAG